Messenger RNA from Entrophospora candida, 239 nucleotides. The record is from the annotation of a GenBank genome assembly. NCBI's taxonomy places the organism in Eukaryota, Fungi, Glomeromycota, Glomeromycetes, Entrophosporales, Entrophosporaceae.
GUGUGUUAUUUUGGGAGAUUUCAUCACAAAAACCACCAUUUGAAUAUUAUUAUAAUGAGCCAUGUAGGUUAUGUUAUUUAAUUGUUUAUGAAAAUCUUCGUGAAAGUCCAGUUCCAGACACUCCUAAAUUUUAUGAAGAUUUAUAUAAUGAAUGUUGGAAAUUUGACAGAUGGGAACGUCCUACCACUGGGGGUGUUUGGGAUUGUUUGGAAGCUUCUCAAGAAGAAGAUUCAAAUUGA